This is a messenger RNA of Funneliformis mosseae, 1032 nucleotides long. Lineage: Eukaryota; Fungi; Glomeromycota; Glomeromycetes; Glomerales; Glomeraceae. The record is from the annotation of a GenBank genome assembly.
AUGUCGCAAUUUACAGAAUUUUAUAGUAAAGUGUGUGUAGCUAGAACCGUAAAAUUUGUCACCAACGAAGCAAGUAAAGAAGAAAUUAGCUUGUCAGAGAGUGACAUAUUUUCUCGUAACUUAGCAACGAUGAUAGCAAGAGACAGUGAAGUGGUAGCGGUUAACUUGAAAAUUUUACCCAGCAAGUGUAGAAUUUACAUUUCAAAGAACGGUAGAUGGCUUGAUAGAGAUGUUAAAUAUAUCGACGAAAUUAAAGGACUCAUGAAAAAUUUAUCUAAAAAUGCUCCCAUGACAUUCGAACAAGCAACUAAAAGAAAGGAUGUGUCUGCUUUAUUUUUUAAUGUAUUGGAGUACUGUUCUGUUAAGUUUGGACGUAGAUUGGACAAACUUAAAAGGGAUAUAAAGGAUAAUAAAGACGAACCACAUAUUAAAUCUUUCUUAGAUUUCCUAGAAUCUUCUAGGAUUAACGUUGAUAAUCUAGAUGAGACUGACGAAGUUACCAUGGCUUGUUGCGAGUAUUAUAAAGACAAUAAAAACAACAAAAAUUAUCCGCAAAGAUUCCUAGGACAAAUCAAAAAAACUUGCGUUUAUUGGAUCCUAUUCCUGCCAAUCAAACCAUAUUCUCCAUGGACUGAUAUUAUCAAAGAGUUUAUUCCUGCUCAAAAGAGUUUCGAAGAUUUCAAGAAAAAUUGUUUAAAAAAUAAAGAAACAAGGGAGAGACUAAACGAGAUAUAUGGUGGCACAGUUAGUCAAUUGGAUCGAUAUAAAAUUACCGUUUCUGGGGGACAUAAAAAGUUGUAUCACAAAUGGAAACUUCCAGAUGCUUACAGUAGUGAAUUCGUGGAAAAUGUUCUCUAUGACCUUGAUCAGAUCAUAGAGAGCGGAAUAGAUCAAAUAAUUGCUAAAUCCGAUAGUGAUGGAGGUAGUGUUGAUUCUGAUAAUCCAAAACGAAAUUAUGUUUUUAUGAAGGAGGCGAUUAGAGUUGCAAGACCGGUUAAGGUUAAUCCAAUCUAUGAUUCAGAUAUUCAGUAA